GGGAGAAAUUCAAUGUAGAAUGUUGGGUAUGAAAGUCGAAGCUUGGGACGGCACGGAUAAACCAGUUUUUGCCCAAUCCGCUGACCUGGUAUGCACAAAACCGUUUCCGUGCAUGCCAAUAUAUUUUUAUAAUGAUCCAGAUAAUUCAAAAUAUUUGGGUGCUUAUUUUUCGAAUUAUCCGUCAAUUUGGUAUCAUGGAGAUUAUGUAUGGAUAAAUCCAAUAACAGGCGGUGUUGUAAUGUUGGGAAGAUCAGACGCGACACUAAAUCCAUCGGGUAUUAGAUUUGGCAGUUCGGAAAUUUAUAACACUGUAGAUAACUUUGAGGAAGUGCAAGAUAGUUUGGUAGUUGGACAGAAAAUUGGUGAUGAUGAAAGGGUAGUAUUAUUCUUAAAGAUGGCUAAUGGAUACGAAUGUGAUGAUGAAUUGAUUUCAAGA
This is a messenger RNA of Acaulospora colombiana, 436 nucleotides long. The record is from the annotation of a GenBank genome assembly. NCBI's taxonomy places the organism in Eukaryota, Fungi, Glomeromycota, Glomeromycetes, Diversisporales, Acaulosporaceae.